CUGGCUGACGCCUUGAGCCGAGGGCAUAUGCGGGGGGGCAGCCAACCAGAGCUGGUCACUCCUCAGGACCACGAGGUAGCUUUGGCCAGUGGAUUCCUUUAUGAGCAUGAAGCAUAUGGCAAUGGCUACAGCAAUGGUCAGCUUGGAAACCACAGUGAAGAAGACAGCACUGAUGACCAAAGAGAAGACACUCAUAUUAAGCCUAUUUAUAAUCUAUAUGCAAUUUCAUGCCAUUCAGGAAUUAUGAGUGGGGGCCAUUAUGUCACUUAUGCCAAAAACCCAAACUGCAAGUGGUACUGCUACAAUGGCAGCAUCUGUGAGGAACGUCACCCUGAUGAAAUUGACACCGACUCUGCCUACAUUCUUUUCUAUGAGCAGCAGAGGAUAGACUACGCACAAUUUCUGCCAAAGAUUGAUGGCAAAAAGAUGGCAGACACAAGCAGUAUGGAUGAAGACUUUGAGUCUGAUUACAAAAAGUACUGUGUGUUACAGUAAAGCUACCACUCUGGCUGCUAGACAGCUUGGUGGGGAGGGAGAUGACUCCUUGUAGCUGAUACUUAGCAAAAGUCUCACUGAGAGGCAAGCUAAAUGUAGUUAUUUUAUCCUGUUAGAAUACAAAUUCUAAUUAAAAUAGUUAACUUUAAGAGUAGUAGUAAUUUUAUUUUGAAGUCUCAUGCAAGUUGUCCGAUAGAGAACUUUCAGGCAGAUCCCACCAUUAGCCUGUAAACAAAAGGUUUGGCACCAGCCACCUAGGACCAAAUAAGAAUUCAAUUGUGCUUGUCCAGAUAUGAACAAAUAUGUAGUGAGUAUAGAGUUUAUCAAUAAUCAUAACAAAUAUUAAAGAUUUCCUUGGAGUCAAAGUAAAAAACAAAAAAUUGUAAUGUUGUCUAGGGAUGACAUGAUAUGCUACCUCCUUUUUCCUGAAGUUUUAUUCCAUUCUGUUGACAAGAUGGAGAAAGCAAGAUCAUGAAGGUGUGCAAAUGAUUCUUACGGCAUGGGCGAGGAUUUUUCAAUUUAUUUUUUAAAGUUUCCAUACCCUUUCUUUGUCUUUCUUGCUUUUUGUUUUUGCUGUUGUGUUUAUGUUUGAGAUACAACCAGUCAUUAGUGGCAGGGGCAUAGAGUGGUCAGUCUGAAAGGGAGGCUCUCUUAAGAGCUAUGUGCCUUCCACCCAGAGGGAGACCCAGUAGAAAGAAAAACAUCCGGGGAAAUCCAGCUACCAUGGCCCUCCCAGUGGAGGCAUCUUACAUUUAGGAUACUUCAAGUAUCCUCAGAAAUGUAUUCUGCACCCCCGGCCCCGCCCAUGCUGAGGGAAGGGGAGCAGUUGCCAAUAUUUGCACCAUCUUCACAUGCACAUGUUGCAACAAGAGCUUCUGGGAAGGUAAGCGGCAUCGGAACUAGAUCACGUUUCACAAUUAGUGGUUCUUUUCCAUGUUUGUUUUGCACUUUAAAAAAGAGAGAACACAUGCAAAUGAACUUGCUUGUGUGUAUUUGAUGGCUCUAAGGGCUAUAAAUUACAAACAAAACACAUCCCAGACAUUAGGAGUUCAUAAGUAUAUUUAAUGAAAUUGGUGGUUUUAGGAAGUCAACUUUAGUUUUGCUUUGUUUGCAUGUCCACUCAUUUUUUUAUUUUGAUAUUAGUCUUUUUAAAAAAAUUUUACAGUAGUCAUUGAAAGUUAUGUUUCUUUGUUUACUUCAUUUUUUCCUCUAAUUAUUCAAGACUGGGACAAAAGUAUAAAUAUUAUUUAUUUCAGGUAGAAUUUUUUUCGUGUAGUUUUUUAAUAUAUACUUGAAGGAAAUGUUUCACCUUAUUUUUGGUCUUUGUUUAUUCAUUUAGACCUUGCAAGUUGAUUCUCAUUAAUUGUCAGAUUCCGCUACCCUUUCUUCCUCAUAGGUAGUAAUUACCAGUGUAACUAGGCAUUUGUGUUCUGAUAUCUGAGGCCAGUAACUAUUAAUAUCUAGUUCUCAGAGCAUUUGGAAAGGGUAUCUUAAAUGGCUACCUAAAUUGAAAUCCUUUUCAGAAAAAAUAUAAUUGCAAAUAGGUAGGAGUGGCCUAAAUCAUCUAAUGUAAUAAAGUCAGACAAAAUGUAUACUUUAUAGUUUCAAGAUUUUCAGUAUAUAAAAUCUGUCCUUUCCUACCUGGACAUGUCCUGUUAAAAUGUGGAAGAUUUUAAAUAAUUUCUUUACAGAUGUUUUAUUUAAGCAGGUAGCACAAUCUACUAAUGUUGUUUGAUCUGUGUUUGUUAUACUGGUUGUAAUUAAUUUUUUUAAUUCAUGAACUAGCGGAAAAUUUAUUAAAUUAACUAUUAACCACAUUCACCUUGUAAGUGACUGUAUAAAACUUGUUGACAAUGCAUUGACUUUAGAAAGAUGUUAAUGUGCAUAAAUAGAGUGUAAAUAAAAUAGUGUUGAUGUACUGAAAUAUGAACUGUAUAAAAAGUAUUGGUAAUUGUAUAUGGGGUGUACCUAUUUAUCUGUAACUAUUAUCCAAACAAAUUAAAUACUGUGGAUGCCUCUAUGUACUGUUUUUCCUCAUACAAGUAAACACAGAAAGUCAAA
Messenger RNA from Gorilla gorilla gorilla (western lowland gorilla), 2556 nucleotides. Its product is annotated as ubiquitin carboxyl-terminal hydrolase 6-like. Gene Ontology annotation, cellular component: Golgi apparatus. Gene Ontology annotation, molecular function: cysteine-type deubiquitinase activity. Gene Ontology annotation, biological process: protein deubiquitination. NCBI's taxonomy places the organism in Eukaryota, Metazoa, Chordata, Mammalia, Primates, Hominidae. Bases 28 to 495 code for a protein of 155 amino acids. The record is from RefSeq and is a predicted model, not a curated record. The transcript is spliced from 3 exons.